Daphnia magna is the source of this 2973-nucleotide messenger RNA. RefSeq names its product unconventional myosin-XIX. Lineage: Eukaryota; Metazoa; Arthropoda; Branchiopoda; Diplostraca; Daphniidae. Gene Ontology annotation, cellular component: cytoplasm; actin cytoskeleton; vesicle. The record is from RefSeq and is a predicted model, not a curated record. Gene Ontology annotation, molecular function: microfilament motor activity; ATP binding; actin filament binding. Gene Ontology annotation, biological process: actin filament organization; vesicle transport along actin filament. The transcript is spliced from 11 exons. The coding region runs from base 155 to 2854 and encodes 899 amino acids.
AAAACAUAUGACCGUUUGGACUUGAUGAGACGUGCGCUAUAUUCUAGUUUGCCCUACCCUUUUUGAUUCCCUUUUGACUAUUAUUUAUUUACUCCCUUAUCUGGAUUUGUGUUGUAUUCAACAGUGAGAAUUAGUGCAUUUCACAGUGCGUAAAAUGCACGAAAACAUUGAAGACUUGACACACCUACAGAAACUCGAAACGAGAACGGUCCUACAAUGCCUAAGAUCACGCUACAAACAGAAACAGUUUUACACAUGGGCAGGGCCAACUUUAGUAGCACUAAAUCCUCUAAAAGAUGUGCCUGGGCUUUAUUCAAAAAAAAUGAUGGAGCUGUUUGCCCAUGAAUCAUUCACUUACAAAACACCUCACGUCUUUGCACUUGGCCAGCGUACUUUAAGACACUUGCAAUGGGGAUUGGGGAAGACACACCAAGCUAUUGUUGUCAAUGGUGAGAGUGGUGCCGGAAAGACAUGUAAUGCACUUUACCUACUAUCCUUCUUUGCUGCGAUGGAGACCAACAAUAAUGAAGUACCAAAUUCAGACAAUAUUGAGGUGCUGCUUUGCAGAUCUAAUCCAUUGCUAGAAGCUAUGGGAAAUGCUCAAACUCUGAGAAACGAAAACAGCAGCCGUUUUGGCAAGUUAAUUCGGUUGGUGUAUGUCGGCGAGGGUGCUAACACGCAGCUAGUGAGUGCUCACAUCGAAACCUACCUGUUGGAAUCAACACGUGUUGCCCGACACGCAGCUGGAGAAAGAAACUUCCACAUAUUUUAUCAGAUGCUUGCUGGCUUACCAGAGAGCUUAAAAGUAGAACUGGAUCUACAAAAUGUCCCAAAAUGGUCUAUUGCAUCGCAAAGGGAUUGUAAUGCGAUGGAUGAAGCUCAUUUUCACGCAACAGUGGCAGCUUUGGAGCAAUUGAGUCUCCAUGAUACAACACAACAGCUGUGGAAACUUUUGGCAGCUUUGUUACACUUGGGUAACGUUGAAUUUGAAGUCAAUAAGGAGGCCAACAGUUGGACGACGGAUCAACAAAACCAUUUGGAAUCUGCCGCUCGUCUUCUGGGUCUGAACAGCAACGAACUAUUUCAAUUGUUUACAGUGCGACACUUUCAAGCUGGAAGCAAAUCACCUGCUGUUGUUCGGCCUUGCAGCUCACCAAAUGAAUGUACAAAUCGUCGCGAUACGUUAAUCAAGCUUUUGUACCGUAUGACGUUCGAUACGGUGCUUGAAAACAUAAAUCGAAAACUACAACACGCCUUAGAUUCGACAUUUACUAUGCCAAAAUAUCUCUGUAUUUUGGACUUGUACGGAUUUGAGUCUUUCGAAUAUGGCAAUAGUCUGGAGCAGCUUUGCAUUAAUUAUGCCAACGAAAGAUUGCAGUACUAUUUCACUGUCAACUAUCUGAAAGAACAACAGCUACAUUUAGCAAAUGAAGGUCUGACAGCAAUUGACUUGGAUGAAAACGCUUUGGACAAGCAAAAUUUAAUAAGCUUCCUCGAUGGGCCAGUUUCUGUCUUUGGGGUCCUAAACGAAGAGUGUUAUCUUAAUCGUGGAUGCGAUGACUCGCAAGUGUGCAUCAGGAUCCAGUCAAGUUUGAAUGAAAGAACUAGAGGGAUCAAGAGCAUGCCACCAAGCCCGCGAAUGCCUCGCUCGUCAAAGAUUAAAGCACCGCCCGUCGAAUUUGCUAUUAGUCAUUAUGCCGGGCUCGUAUCUUAUUCCACUGUCGCAAUGUUGGAUAAAAAUCGCGAUUACAUUCCUACAGAGAUGAUGUCUGUACUCUCCAGAAGCAGAAAUUAUUUUGUCAAACUUUUAUUGGGGAAGGACGCGAUAAUAGUCAAUGCGACGCAUACGAUGAAUGGCCGAAGACACACCGUUCUAGCUAAAUUCAAAAAUUCCUUGGACAACUUGAUGAGGAUUCUUAAUGUCUGUGAUGUCCACUACAUCCGUUGCAUCCGGCCGUCACUGAGCGCUCCGUAUUAUACCUCAUCGCCUAGUCAACGAUGGGACGAGGAUUACGUCGAUGCACAGUUAAAUGCUUGUGGUGUUAUCGAUACGAUCAAAGUGUCUUCCUUCGGCUAUCCGAUCAGAAUGAGUCACGAGGAAUUUGCCUCUCGUUAUAAAUACCUGUCCACCAAACGACCAAAGGAACCUAUCGAAGCCAUAGAGAUAUGUCGUGAAAUUACAGAAUCUUAUGUACAGUUGGAAAAUGAAAUACGUGUUGGAAAAUCUCAAAUGUAUGCCACCGAGAAGGGCAUUGAGCUGGCUGAACGAUGGAAGUUCCGCAUUCGUCAACAGGCGGCUUGCGUAGUACAACGCUGGUGGCGUGAAAGACUGCGUAGACAAAAAGCUGCCGUGACACUGCAAAAUUGGUGGCGAACAGUCGUUCAGACGCGUGCAGUAAAUAGAGUGAAGCGUUGGUGGAAGAGGAAGCGUUCCACUGCCCAAAUCCUUUCCAAAGUCCGACAGAUAUGUGUAUCCGUCCGCAUCAUUCAACGAACCGUCCGUCGCUGGCUAAUCCAUACCAGAGCCGCCAGGCAAAAAAGAGCUCAAAUUUCUUUGCCUUCCACAGACUCUGUCGCUCAAGUUAUUGCAGAUGAAAGUUGUGACCAUGAUGUUAAGUUACAAGUCAGCCCCAAGUGGGGAGAAAACAAUAAUUGUGCCAAAUUGACCCAAUCACCGAAUCUAAUCUCCUUACAACUUUCCCGCGCCAACUUCUUUUACAGCGUUGGAGUUAUCUCGAUACGACGGCCUCCGACGGUUCGAGCUCGUUUUAUUACCCGGAAAACGUGCCUUCCUUUUUCUUUCAUUCCGCCUAGAUCACAACUGCCUUCCGGACUUACCGACGCCUACUUAUAAAAUGUUAUGUAUAAAAAAAAUUAAUCCGUUUAACACAACACAUCGAAGGGACCACAAAACGCCCUAGUCUUAAUAUGGUGUAGGACGAGUGAAUGAAAAUAAAUUAUGAAUACCAAUAA